Messenger RNA from Thamnophis elegans (Western terrestrial garter snake), 1267 nucleotides. RefSeq names its product NADH:ubiquinone oxidoreductase subunit A12 (gene NDUFA12). The coding region runs from base 43 to 483 and encodes 146 amino acids. NCBI's taxonomy places the organism in Eukaryota, Metazoa, Chordata, Lepidosauria, Squamata, Natricidae. The record is from RefSeq and is a predicted model, not a curated record. Gene Ontology annotation, biological process: response to oxidative stress; mitochondrial respiratory chain complex I assembly. The transcript is spliced from 4 exons. Gene Ontology annotation, cellular component: membrane.
GAGAAGCGUAAGGAGGGGCGGAACUCCGCGAGAAUAGGGAAAAUGGCGGAAUACGUGCAGGUGAUGAAGCGGGCGUUGCAACAGCUCGGUGGGCACGGCGGUGUUCGUGGCCUUAUGUGGCAGCUGCUCAGGGUCAAUGAUCUGAAAAUUGGUACCCUAGUAGGAACUGAUAAGUAUGGAAACAAAUACUAUGAAGACAAAAGAUACUUUUUUGGUCGUCAUCGGUGGGUCAUAUAUACUGCAGAAAUGGAUGGCAAGAACACAUACUGGGAUUUAGAUGGAAGCAUGAUACCUCCUGAAUGGCAUCGUUGGAUGCAUUGUAUGACCGAAGAGCCCCCAACUACACAUCCACCAGUGAGUCGUAAAUUCAUUUUCCAAAAUCAUAAAAUGAAUGAAAGUGGUACUUCUAAACAAUAUGUACCAUACUCUACAACACGUAAGAAGAUACAAGAGUGGGUUCCACCAUCUACACCUAGCAAGUGAAAGAAAAAGAACUUGAUGAUUUUCAAGGAAAAGAUUGUUUGUUGUGUAUCUUUAUUUAAAAUAAAAACUUUGAUUAAAAACAUUUUGAAAUCAAAAUGAUGUUGGGAAAGAGCUGAGUAAUGAAUGGGCAGAAACAAAAUAUACAAUAUGCUGUAGUAUAGACCCCUCUGAGGAUGUCAUUUCAAAGGAUGAGGAGGUUGCCACUGGGAAGACACACUGAUUGAUGAAACCUGGAACAUACCUACUCUUCCUGACCUCACCAGAUGGAUAGAAACAUGGAUUAAUGGAUCUCUAUUAUUAUUGUAAGAUAUAUAAAUUAUUGGAUAUAUAAAUUUGAUGUAUAAAAGCUUCAAGUCACCCUGUGCAAUGGAAAAACUAAUGCUAAAAACAUUAGUCAGAGACUAAAUCAGAAGUGAGGAAUGUCAAAUAACUUCAAACGUCAUAAAAUGGUAUUGAAACAAGUAUGUGUAGAACAGUCAGUUAACUUAUAGCUUAGGUCAGAGGUGUCAAACAUCACAGUGGUGUCACGUGGCAUUUCGGGACACUUUUUUCCCUUUUGUUAAACCGGACGUGAGCAUGGGCAACGUGUGACGCAUCUGGCCCAUGUGCCAGGAGUUUCACAGACUUGACUUAGGUAAAUCCAAGAAAAUUUCUUGAUUCCAUCUGUAACACCAUAUCAAAAUAACUAAUGAAAUAUAGAUGUCUGUUAAAUGUCCAAUGUUAACACAUCUGGGUGAAUAAAAUAAAAGUGAAAAUAUAAUCUAAUAAAAAAUCAAUCAUUUUG